Cadophora gregata is the source of this 984-nucleotide messenger RNA. RefSeq lists its product as uncharacterized. Bases 1 to 984 code for a protein of 327 amino acids. The transcript has a single exon. NCBI's taxonomy places the organism in Eukaryota, Fungi, Ascomycota, Leotiomycetes, Helotiales, Ploettnerulaceae. The record is from RefSeq and is a predicted model, not a curated record.
AUGCUCCAGCCUCCACUCCCAAGGCUACUGACGACAGAACAGCCUGGGCAGGGAUUGAGGAUUACAAGAUAUUAUCGGUCUUCACCCAACAUGUUUUCCUCACCAAACACAAACAAAACCACCUUCCCCAGGAACAGAUACGGCAACUCAAUGUCAUCUACAUACACCACCACAAAAAUGUUUACUAUCUUCUCCAACCUACCCUCAGAGUUACGAGUUAAGAUAUGGCAACAAGCUUGUUUCCCACGCACAUUAACACUCACCUACAACUCCACAAUAUCCUCAUUCACCAGCACAACUCCACCUCCUACCCUUCUCUCGGUCUCUCGCGAAUCCCGCCAUGAAGCCCUCCGCAUCUACACGCUCUCCUUCGGCACCACCUCCCAACCACCACAGACAUACUUCAACCCCCUCUUCGAUACGCUUUACCUCCCCCGGCACCAAGAAAUGGGCUACGACGAAACGCUCCGCGAUUUCCGCCAACUCGUCCACGAUCCUUCUUGUCUACUCAACCAAGUCCGGUACGUUGCCAUCGAUCAUGUAAACGUGGACGUCAAGCGGCCCUGGGAGUCCUACAAUAAAGCGGUCUUCCUACGCAGUUUCAAGCACCUUGAUGAAAUUGCACUGAUUCUCAACGCAGACGGGACAGGAGCAGGCGACAUCUCACCACCUCUUCUAUCGCCCUCUCAAACUACCGAAAUCAAGAAACAAAGCCAAGUCAAGCUCAUCUUCGAAGAGCUACGCAUUGAUCCAGAGCGCCUCCUCAAGAUCUGGUAUUAUUUCCGCCAGAGCUUCAUGAUUGAGGAACGACUGCUGGAAGAUAUAUGUCGUGAUUCAGGGAGAGAGUAUCAGGCUUUCGAAUUACCUACUGUGCGUAUCCUGGCUAAGGGGUUCGAGGAUGUGGGAGCUGUGACUCGGUCUACUUCCAAUGAGUUCAAAGCGGGCAAGCAUAUGCAGGCUGCACUGGACAUGAUGCGGUCGUGA